CGCCUGCUCGGAGUUUUUCCUGCAGCGUCAUUGGCUGUCAGUGUAGUAUUGCACACGCUGCGCUGUGAUUGGCUCAGAUCUCAGAGGAAGAGAGAUUUCAUAAAGCAAGUCUUUUAGAAGUUGAGUAAAGGGAAUAAGUGGAGGAAAAAACCCCGAGAAUACCUGCGACAUUCACGGCACAAAUCACGGACGGACUCUCUCCCUCUCUCUCUCUCUCCCUCUCCGGACUGAGCAGUCUACCCGAGGAUUUGUCGUUCUUUUUCUUAAAAAACAAAUCAUCUGUGCAUCUGUCAGGAUGUUGUUGUGGAUGAUUUCCUUCCUGUUCACCAACUCCAUGGCUCAGCGGUCGGAGCCCAUGUUCUCAGCCAUAACCAAGACCGCCCUUCCGCCUGACUACGACAACAACCCCACUCAGCUCAACUAUGGCGUGGCAGUCACUGAUGUGGAUGGGGACGGAGACUUGGAGAUAUUUGUAGCUGGCUACAACGGCCCAAACCUGGUGCUCAAGUACGACAAACAGAAGAGGAGGCUCGUCAACAUCGCCGUUGACAACCGCGGCUCGCCUUUCUACGCCCUGAGAGAUCGUCAGGGCAACGCCAUCGGAGUGACAGCGUGCGACAUCGACGGGGACGGACGGGAGGAGAUUUAUGUCCUCAACACCAACAACGCCUUCUCCGGCCGGGCGACGUAUUCUGACAAGCUGUUUAAGUUCCGUAAUGGGCGCUUUGAAGAUCUACUGAGUGAUGACAUUAACGAACACAGGGAUGUAGCAAACCGAAUGGCUGGGCGCUCAGUGGCCUGUGUGGACAGGAAGGGCUCAGGGCGAUAUGCCAUCUACAUCGCUAACUACGCCAGUGGUGACGUGGGACCUCACGCCCUCAUAGAGAUGGAUGAGGCAGCCAGCGACCUUUCACAGGGGGUCAUCGCCCUCUCCAGUGUAGCAGAGCAGGCCGGGGUCAACAAGUUCACGGGAGGGCGAGGCGUCGUGGUGGGGCCCAUUAUUAGUCAGACGCUGUCCGACGUGUUCUGCGACAACGAGUACGGGCCCAACUUCCUGUUCAGGAACAACGGGAAUGGAACUUUCACAGAUGUGGCGCAGCAGGCUGGUGUGGAGGACCCCAUGCAGCACGGCAGAGGGGUCGCUCUGGCAGACUUCAACCGGGACGGAAAGACAGACAUCGUGUACGGGAACUGGAACGGACCACAUCGCCUGUACAUCCAGCAGAAUAAGAGCAAACAGAAAUUCAAGGACAUAGCUUCUCAGAAGUUUGCCAUGCCGUCUCCCGUCCGCACCGUCAUCGCCGCGGACUUUGACAACGACAACGAGCUGGAGGUGUUCUUCAACAACAUCGCCUACAGGGGGCCCUCUGCCAAUAGGCUCUUCAGGGUGAGCAGGAGAGAACAUGGAGAUCCACAGAUAGAAGAGCUAAAUAUCGGAGAUGCAUCUGAACCUGAAGGCAGAGGAACAGGGGCCGUCGCCACGGACUUUGACGGCGACGGCCGCCUGGAACUGUUGGUGUCUCACGGUGAGAGUGCAGCACAACCGCUCUCUGUCUACAAAGUCAAUCAGGGCUCCACUAACUCGUGGCUGCGAGUGAUUCCUCGGACCAAAUUCGGUGCCUUUGCCAGGGGAGCCAAAGUGGUGGUGUACACAAAAAAGACGGGCCCACACACACGGAUCAUCGACGGUGGCUCAGGAUACCUGUGUGAGAUGGAGCCUGUCGCACACUUUGGCCUUGGCAAAGACGUGGCCACAAACGUGGAGGUUUACUGGCCAGACGGUCACUCGGUGGCUCGACCCCUGGAGCCGUCAGAGAUGAACUCUGUGCUGGAAAUACACUACCCCAGAGACGAGGAGGAGUUCACCCCCACUGUGGAAAUAGAGUGUGGUCAUGGGUUUGCGCUGAAUGAGAACGGCCGCUGCACAGAUCAGGAUGAGUGUACCCAGUUCCCCUCUGUUUGCCCCUCUGACCGUCCUGUCUGCACCAACACCUACGGCAGCUAUAAGUGCCGAGCCAGGAAGAGAUGCAACCAGGGCUUUGAACCCAGCGACGAUGGGUCGGCCUGUGUGGCUCAGGUGGCGUACUUUGGAGGGGUGCAGUCCUCUGGAGGACACAAGUGGUCAGGCCUAUAUUUCUGGUUACUUCCCGUCUCUGUGCUCCCACUGGUCUGUACUCGUCUCCCUAAUGGACUUCUUUAGCCAUCAGCGACCGUCCUCCCCGGCUCCUAACUGUGUCCACUGUGGAACAGGAAUGUACAGAAUCUUACUGAAAAAUUAAAAAAAACAACACAAAAACAAACUCUCUUCACUGACACGUCUACUUCCUGUGCUCCUCCGUGGAUGUACGCUAUCUUCCUACUAGAGUAUCAGUCAUCACAGUCUCCAUCCCUCCUCCACACUGGGCUCCCAGCCCCCUGCUGGACUGUAGAGAGACAUAAAAGGGAGCAUGCUCGCUGGGAUCUCUGACGCCUCGACCUGACAAUGUCACGCCCGCAGACGCCCUCACGUCAUCACCUGGCACUAGUCUCGAAAGGACCUGAACUAAAGCCAAGUCAAUAGGUGGAGCCGCGGUGCGUGAAGAGAACUGGCUCCACCGUCCACGUUCAUCACCGACGAACGCUGAGGCUCCACGUGUAUCUGCACCGCGUCGCGACGUUAAUCUCAGCUACGUCUUUCUCAUUCCUAAUCUGGGCUCACUGAUACGCUGAGAAACAGCAGGUCUCUGUGCGUCGGGGUCCGGCAGGUAUGAGAGGUCUAAAAGAAACACGAGCCACAGCAUCUGUAGUAGUAGCUGAUGGAAGGAUAGUUUUUUUGUUUGUUUGUUUUUUGUAUGAAAGAAAUGAAACAUCAGAGAGACAUUUGUGUACCAGUGUUUUGUGUAUACUGUACAAGCACAGCAGUUUACUUCAACCCACCAUCAUUUAUGGGGCGAUCAUAAACUGAGCAACAGCUAACAAUGAUAUUUAAUGUUGUUGACAUUAAUUGUCGUGACACCGUGUUCAAUUAAUCUUUACUGCUCAUGCCUAAUUAAUCAGAGUCAAAGUGAACGUGAAAUUAGUGACGAUAACAAGGACACGGUGUUGUUUCUUUAUAACAAUUUAAAAAAAAAAACCUUAAAUAUAUUUUUUACGACGCAGCUGUCAAGGCAACUUUAAUCUACGCUAAUUGAUAUAUAAAUUGUAUGCAGAUUGUAGAUACAGACUGUAUGAAAUUAAUUAAGGAUUAAGAAGAGAGAGAUGUUUCUACAGGAUGUUUCAGAAACGUGGUUAUGCAGCAGAUGCUAAUGACGAUGAGGAGUUAGUGGGUUCACAGAUUUGAGAUGAUUACAUGAACAAUAAUAUUUGGACAUAAAUCAAACCCAGUGUUUUGGUGACAACUCUGGUCAGUUUUUACCAGGUUAAGCUCCUUGUCAUUAUUAAUAAGCGAAACGACAUGUUGUAUAAUCCAACACCAAGUGAAGUGGUCACACUAAAAAAGACCAAAAUCUAAUGCGACAAGUCAUUUAAAGUGUAUUUUUGCCUUCAAAUGUGCUCAAAAUAUAAUUAUCAGUACAAUGCAACAUGAACAAUCUUCUUUCCAGGCACUUUCUAAUUCAAUUGUUAUGAGAAAACUUUACACCACAUGUUUCUAUACCACUGUUUUACUAUAACGUCUACAGAAGUUUGUAUUGAAGUCGAUGAAAAGGUUCCUUUAUUCUAAUGGUGUUAAAUUUGCGAAAAACUGUCGACGACUAAAGGUUCUUGUUCUAAGGUCACACAGUCUCCCAGAGCCAGGAGUUAAACCAACAACCAACCCACUCCACCUCCUAAACACAGUCUCAUCUGCCUAUUUGGCCUGAAGUCAUUACUGUGCCUUCCUUCACUGUGAUCAGUUUGGUUAGAAAUAAAGCAGGAAGUUUUAAUGUGACACAAUGAAAGUCAUUAUUGCCAAACUGCCACAUAUUUUCUGAGACUAGUUUUUAUUUAUUUAUUUAAUAAAUACUCUGCUAUAAAGAAUUACUCAGACGUGAAAACACAGUUUGAAACUGAUUGAAAUCGACAACAGCUUCAAUUCUCCACUAAAGAAAAAUCCCCUUUUCAGAAGCUUCAACACAGUUAAUACUGUACAGGCAGAGCGACUGUACUGGAGGGAAACCACACGGAGCAGCAGAGUCCUCCAGAGUCAGGUCUCCGUACGGACACACGUGUGUGUGUGUGUGUUUCAUGAACUUCCCUUCGUUCAUAUUCUGAGGUCAAUGUUACAUUUCCAAUGUCUUUUUUUUUUUUUUUUGCCAAAAGUUCAUGCAUUCCAUUCAAGAAACAGCACCAAGCACAGACCCUGACAUCAGCCUGUCAGCGAGCUGGACUCAGCCAACGUAGACCACCUGUAAAUAUCAACCAUUUCUGCUGAGACUAAGCCUAUUUUUUAUUGCUGAUAUCUUAUCCUCACCGGUCACGUUGACUCUGCGACUCCUACAGGUGCAGCUGCAGAGAUGUGGUGAUCACCACGGACAUGUCUUUGUUUCCAAUCACACUCUUGGAUCAGACUGAAUGUAUCACGAAGGUCACGUGUGUGUGUAUGUAAGAUCACAGUUUGCAUGAAGAUCCACAAGUGUAAAAUAAUCCUGCACGUGUGAAAAAAAAAAGUUCAUAAUGCUGUACAUUCAUCCUGAUGUCACUGCUCAAAAUGACAAAAAAAAAGAUGACGUAUUGUGUCAUUCCCUGCAGUAACUGCUGUGGUGUUGGUUUAAUCCAGUGGUUCUCAACUAUUUUCCGUCAUGCGCCCUCUUGGGGACAGAAAUGAUUCCACGUGCGAAUUGAAAUACUAUUGAGAACCUGAUAACGUAUAUAUUUAUCUGUACAAACCACUGUAUGAGUUGCUGCCACCUAGUGACUGGAGGCUUGUUUUCACCCCAGGGGGGCCGCCCCACUAUUUGAGAAGCACUGGUUCAAUCUGACACUGAAGUUUGUAAAGAACUGGACGUACUGAUGAUGACUGUCGGCCGUUCUGGUUCAUGUAACUCAACUCCCCCCGUGUCGUAGUGACUGUAUUCACUGUAGCCAAACAAACACACGGAGUCUCUACAGUAACGGCACAACGUCUGUCACUUCAGAACUAAUACUCAUGUUAAUCUGUUCUGUGUCCUGUGACUUCACUGGACGAAGCUGAAGAAAAUAAAACAAAAAACAACGUUCACACAAACACUGACUUUUUCUGCACCUGAACGCGGACAGAACCUGGCUGACAAAGGUAGGAUCAAUGACAGUCAAGGUCCUGCAGGAGGAAUAUUUUAUAUCUGUGUGUGUGUGUGUGUGUGUGUCAUGGUCACUGCCAAUGUUAUUUCCCUGACACACGGCCCCAGCUGUGUUUCUCUCUGCAGAAAUGAACAAUAACUGUAGGUGGCUGUGAGAAUAAAC
Messenger RNA from Cynoglossus semilaevis (tongue sole), 5397 nucleotides. It is a transcript of the gene crtac1b, whose product is annotated as cartilage acidic protein 1b. The record is from RefSeq and is a predicted model, not a curated record. Lineage: Eukaryota; Metazoa; Chordata; Actinopteri; Pleuronectiformes; Cynoglossidae. Gene Ontology annotation, biological process: axonal fasciculation. The transcript is spliced from 15 exons. Bases 296 to 2200 code for a protein of 634 amino acids. Gene Ontology annotation, molecular function: calcium ion binding.